UAUUGAACAAAUGAAUGCUAGGUCUGCAUUCGACCUUGCUAUACCAUGCUGUCACGCGUAAGAGUACCGAUUCAUCAUCGUCGUGCGGGUGUCCUUGUUGCUCGACGAGGGUUCCAGUCUCGAACGCGCUUCUUCAAGCCACCAACUGCAGCCGCCUUAGCGCACGAGGAAGGCGAAAAUGUUGUGUUGGGCGCUCUUGGAAAGACAACGUCGGGGAAAAGGCUGAAAAUCAGGACGUAUCCUACGUUUGAGCGUCUUGAAGACGAGAGAUUGUAUCGAAAGCAGCACCUCGCUGCAGCAUUUAGAAUAUUCGCCGAGAGGGGUUUCGACGAAGGUGUCGCUGGGCACAUAAGUGUCAGAGACCCUAUUCUCACAGAUCAUUUCUGGCUGAAUCCACUUUCUAUGCACUUCUCGCAGAUUUGCGUCUCAGACUUGAUCCUGGCAGAUGAGAAUGGCAACAUCGUAGAAGGCAACCAGCCGAUCAACGCGGCGGCAUUCGCAAUCCACUCAGAGGUACACAAAGCCCGGCCGGACACGAACGCGGCGUGCCACGCCCACUCCGUGGCAGGCAAAGCGUUUUCCGCAUUCGGACGCCAUCUGGACAUGAUUACGCAGGACUCUCUGCGCUUCUACAAGUCGCAUGGCGUGUAUGACCAGUUUGGAGGAGCGGUGCUCGAUCGCGAAGAAGGCAAGCGUAUAGCAACUGCUCUUGGAGACGGUAAAGCCGUGAUCUUGCAAAAUCACGGCUUAUUGACGGUAGGGCAAAGCUUGGAUGAGGCUGCGUUCUGGUUUAUGAGUUUGGAUCGAACUUGUCAGGCACAACUUUUGGUCGACGCGGCCGCUGCGGGGAGCGGGAACAAACCCAAAAUCAUCCAAGAUGAAGAGGCGGCUUUUACGUAUCAACAGGUAGGGACGCCGGCUAAAGGAUGGCUUGCGUUUCAGUCAUACUAUGAUGAGAUUCUUGCAAAGACGGGCGGAGACUUUUUGAGGUAGAGUUGCGGUAGCUGUAGUCUCAACAAAAGAACGCUACUUGCAACCGUAACGAUAGGACUAAGCGGCCGAGACCAUCAUCAAGUAGUAACGGUGAUUUGCAACGACUUGAACGCUUUGUCUUCCACCGACUCAACCCAUUGGCUUGGCUGAUCAGAACCUGUCCUAAUGAAACUCAAAUGCAGUCCCCAGUUCUAGGAUAUUUCUAUGCUCAAUCUUCCGAUAGGUCAGCAGAGAUUGUGUUUGAACAGAAGUUUUCUUUUCAAGAAAAAAGGAAAAGGGGAGAUGGGAAAGGGGAAAGGGGGAUACGGGGAAUAAGCC
Verruconis gallopava is the source of this 1311-nucleotide messenger RNA. RefSeq lists its product as uncharacterized. Gene Ontology annotation, cellular component: cytoskeleton. NCBI's taxonomy places the organism in Eukaryota, Fungi, Ascomycota, Dothideomycetes, Venturiales, Sympoventuriaceae. Bases 46 to 993 code for a protein of 315 amino acids. Gene Ontology annotation, molecular function: actin filament binding. The record is from RefSeq and is a predicted model, not a curated record. The transcript is spliced from 3 exons.